Rhineura floridana is the source of this 4135-nucleotide messenger RNA. RefSeq names its product FA core complex associated protein 100 (gene FAAP100). Lineage: Eukaryota; Metazoa; Chordata; Lepidosauria; Squamata; Rhineuridae. The record is from RefSeq and is a predicted model, not a curated record. Gene Ontology annotation, cellular component: nucleoplasm; Fanconi anaemia nuclear complex. The transcript is spliced from 9 exons. Gene Ontology annotation, biological process: interstrand cross-link repair. The coding region runs from base 646 to 3285 and encodes 879 amino acids.
AAAAAGCACCUCCCAUGCACGUAGCUUCACCCUCUUCCUCCUUAGCAACUGCGAAUCUGUUCUCUCGCUCCUCCCCGCUUUACGGCAUGCCGUAAAUGCCACCCACCCAGCCCGCUCUAGACAGUCGCAGGGUGAGGAGACAGUGGCUCAAAGGGGAGGGCCGCCGGCGCUCGUGACUGCUGGAGGCAUUAGCGGCGCUGCCCGGAGGAGGAGGCGGGGUCACAGUGGCAGCCCCGCCCCUUUGCUGGGGGGGGCGAAUCUAUCCACUGGGGGGAAAUUGCUUGCUUAGGUCCUUAUAGGAUUUUUUCUCGUUUUACCUUAUUGGGAGUGGCUGGGGGGGGCGUAUGGGGUUUCUCUCUCCCCCCCCCCGAGUGGGUUCUAAACCAUCCCUCUUUAUUUCCCUCCUGAAAAGGGAGUGUUCACGUCGGAGUGGGCUAGCAUCGCCCAGGUGGGGCUGCUCCCUUUGUGUGAUUUGUGGUUGCCGUGGAGGGCGCACGGGGCCCCCUCCAUCCUUGGUUGCUCUAUACCUCCCACGUGCUUAAGGAGAAAAGGGGCUGCACCAGAAAGACUAUCGCAUCCUGCCCCACCCCACUGCAUGCGUGUCCCUAUCUUUCUGGUCCCUUUUCCAGGCUGGCACCGGGGGUCAUGGCACAGGUGGGGCACCGGGUGGAUUACCUGGCAGGAUUCUGUUGCCCGGUGGGGGGGCUGGCAGCUGGGAAGCCCAGAGUGCUCUGCCAUGAGAACCAGAUCUACCUCUCUAAUGGCACCGAAUUUGUCUAUGUCUAUAACCAAGAAGGGCGGCUGAUGAAGGCUGUCUACAGGUUUCCUGAUCAAGUUUGGCAUGUGGAGCUCUUGCCCGUCCACCAGCAGCUAUAUAUCCUGUGUGCUGGAGUUGGUAUUUACUGUGUGUCCUUGGACUACCAAAGCAGGUUAGCAAAGCGGACCGACGGGGAGGAAAAUGACUGCUUCUCCAGUGUCCUCCCCAUGGGUUCUGGUGCCUGCACCUUUCCUGAUGCUGCAAUUUGCACCUUCACGCUUCUCAAUGAUGUCCUCGUCACCCUCUCCCAAGUACAAGGGAAGUGGUGCAUGAACCUCCACAAGCUCCCAGGCCCCGAGGACGGGGAGAACUUGCCACACCAACCAAUAAGCCAUGUGAACAUCACCACCAGCACAAACAACGAUGGGGACAUGUCCUUGGCACACUUUCUCCCUGUCCUGUGUUGUGCAACUUCUCCUAGCACCACCAACCACAAGGAGAGCCUUCGCCACUCCGGGGGAUUUGUGCUGGAGGAGCCUCUCUUCAGCCUCCUCUUUGGCAUUGAUGCUGCCAUGCUGGAUUCUCCCAUGAUCCUUUGUGGCUUCCCAGACGGGCAGCUGUGCUCUGUGCCCCUGAAGGCCGUGAGUUCUCUCGACAACCACAGCCGUGAAGAUUCACCUGUCAAGAUCCUUCAUCAUUUGGAGGAGCCGGUUGUCUUCAUUGGUGCCUUGAGGACAGAGCGGAGGUCCCCAGAUGCAGAGGAGCUGCCGGCGUACGGAGACUUGGGCUGUGACUGUGUGGUGGCUCUGGGUCAUUACGGGAAAAUGGUGGCCAUCAAGGCAGCCCAGGGGGAAGAAGUCAAGGUCCCAGAGCUCCGUGAGUACUAUCUGCAGGGACCUGUUUUGUGUGCGGCGUGUAGCGGGGGCAGCCGCAUGUACUACAGCACCCAUUCUGACAUCUAUGCUGUUGACUUGGACAGCAACACCCUGGAGGCUGAGAAGGUGGAGGACUCGGCAGGGACCCUUCCAUCUGCUUUGUCUCCUGCCAGUUUGAGCAUCUGCAGCGUGGUGGCGCUUUCCUUGUCAUCCCGGGAGUCUGAAGGUGAGUCCGAGCUUCUGGCUUUGUCUGCUAAAGGCCGCCUCAUGACGUGUGGCUUGUGCAGCCCGGAUGAUACACAGCCUUUUAAGAUGAACCCUGACAAAGCUGGACAGAGGAUCAAGGAGCUGCUCUCUGGGAUAGGCCAUGUCUCUGAAAGAGUUUCAUCCUUAAAAAAGGCCGUGGACCAGAAAAACCGAGCUUUGACGUGCCUGAACCAGGUGAUGAAUGUGAGCGCUGCUUUGCUGUCCAGCCAGAAUGGUCAAAAGCCCAUCACUUGCACCAUCGCUGCCCAUUGGAGCCACCUACUGGUUCAGGACACCUUGACAGUCUCCUGCAUUUUGGAGAACUCGAGUGAGUGCAGCCUGGAGCGUGGCUGGACUUUUUGCGUUCAGCUCUUCGCCAGCUCCUGUGACUUUGAAGAGGACUCCUCAGAUUCUGCCACCACUUAUACCUUCCCUAUAGAUCAGCUCCUUCCUGGGAACAAGACGGAGGUGACCCUCCCCCUGGGCCCUACUGAAGGCUCCAAGCUGGAGCUGCCUUUCACAGUCUCCUGUUCCCUCUACUACAGCCUCCGGGAGAUCCUAGGCACUGUCUCAGAGUCCACUGAGCUCCUGGAUGACCUGCUUUCAGAUGAUUCCUCUGGUCUUUCUCCAGAUAGAGAAGGCAUCUGCUUGCCCUUGAGAGAAGUCACCAUUGACCUCCUGCAGUGCCUUCGCUUACAUGGUGGUAGUGGUGUGUCUGAAGCCACCCAGCCUGCCGCUGCCAUACCCCUCCCUGUGGAUCCACUCGACACCUUCCUGAAAGUAUCCCAGAUGCAGCCUGAUCUCGAGAGCACCGCAGGCAGCAAAGAGCUUGUUGCGAGGGCAGCCAGCCCUUUGGGAGAGGCUUAUUUGGCUCCAUCAGUCGCUUCGAUCAAGGUGUCCUCUGAACUGCUGAGAACUGCCCUGAAGGACUUCUGUGCAGACAUCUCGCUCUGCUGUGCUGUGCUACGAUGGCUGCUAGCGGAGAACGCUGCGGUGGACGUGCUCCAGAGCCAGGAUGCAGCCGCGGUGCGGGGACUUGCCCCAAAUGGAGGCGAUGUGCAACUAAACAUCCGAGAGGUGGCUGUCAGUGACCUGAGCCCAUCGGGCCCCAUCCAAGCAGUGGAGAUCAUAAUCCAGAGCUCAUCCCUGGCAAACAUGUGCCAGCUGCACCAUGCUGUGGUUAGGCGUAUUCAGACUCUGAUUCUGGAACAAGCAGCCGAGGACUCCUCUCCCCCAGAUGUCCGUAUGCAAUACCUUCACCAGAUCCAAGCCAACCAUGAGAUGCUGCUGAAGGAGGCACAGUCCCUGCAGGAGCGCCUGAGCCUGGGGAAUGAUUCGGAUGCGACUGUGCAGAAGCUCCUGCAUGUCUACCAGCAGCUGCGUGAUCCCAGCCUCAUUGUCCUGUGAGCUCCGAGCUGUGGCUCUUGACCAUUCUUGGCACACCUUGGGUGGCUCCAUUCCUAGCUCUGCCUGCUGCCAGUGGGCGAAGGGAGCAGCUGGCUGUACACCUUGUGAACUGAUUGAUGGGUUGAAAGAGGAGCAUGGCAGGGAAGGAGCAGGAAGAGGUGGUGGUGCAGGGGGGGUUCCAGCUGGGCAUGCCCUGGGUCUGCUCUGCAGGCUGAACGUUCAGGGGCUCAGUCUUGUCAUUUAUUCACCUCCCCCACCCUUCAUGUGAUUGUUUCUUUCUUCCAGGGUUCUGAAUUCCUGCCCAUCCCUGGCACAUCCAAUCGGUGCUGCCUUGGCAGUCUCACACGCAGGCAGAGCUGUCCUAGCGGACUCUCUCUGUGUACGCAUGUGUCUGUGUGUGUCACGCGUGUGUAUGUACGUACGUGUAAUUUGGAUGGCCGACAAGGUGCUGUAGUGGGUGUGGAUGGCGUGUUGUGGAUCGCACUCGACGUUGCUAGUUUAGCUUCUUUCGCUUUCGGUGACAAGUGGCUGUGCUGUGGCAGGCGGGGGGGACUGGAUCUGGCGAGUUGUAUGCGGGGGAGGGGAGGGGGCAGGUUUCGCCGGCAUUCUCAUCAGUUUUUCUUUACUCCGAGCAAAACAAACCAACCAACAACAAAAAAGGGCUAUGCCUCUAGCUGUGUCACAUUUUUCAGGGACACUGUGGAAAAAACAAACAAACAGGAUGUCACGCACAUAACUAUCUCAGGAGUGCUCUUAGUACGGUGCCCCUUUUUCUAGUGGGGUGCUUUGCUCCUUUUUCCAGUAUUUGUCCUUUCUAUAAACAACUUGCUUGUCUUAUUUCCAUGGUGGA